AUGAACCUCUCCUCUCUCCGUCUCGACUCCAACCUUAAGUGGUCUCACCGUCCGGCCCACCACGGACUCAACCUCAGUUGCCGAAGAAACGUCGUAUCAUGGUCGUCCAUCAAACCCCCUGCCUCUGCUUCCUUAAGCGUUGCGGAGUCAGUCACUAGUGAUUCACCCAGUCGAAUCGACUCAUUGAGUCAAGUUUCCGGGGUCUUAGGCUCUCAGUGGGGUGAUGAAGGCAAAGGAAAACUCGUCGACAUCUUGGCCCAACAUUUCGACAUAGUUGCUCGCUGCCAGGGCGGAGCGAAUGCCGGUCACACUAUUUAUAAUUCGGAAGGAAAAAAAUUUGCUUUGCACCUUGUUCCUUCAGGAAUUCUUAAUGAGGAUACUCUUUGUGUGAUUGGGAAUGGGGUUGUUGUCCAUUUGCCGGGUUUGUUUGAGGAAAUCGAUGGGUUAGAAACUAAUGGGGUUUCUUGUAAGGGUAGAAUAUUAGUGUCUGAUCGUGCACACCUCUUAUUUGAUUUUCAUCAAGAAAUAGAUGGGCUAAGAGAGGCUGAGCUAGCAAAGUCAUUUAUUGGGACUACUAAGAGAGGGAUUGGACCGUGUUAUUCCAGUAAGAUGAUUAGGAAUGGGAUUAGAGUAUGUGAUUUGAGGUAUAUGGAUACAUUUCCUCAAAAGCUUGAUGUUUUGUUAUCUGAUGCUGCUUCGAGAUUUAAAAGUUUUAAAUAUGGUCCAGAAAUGCUUAAGGAAGAAGUUGAGAGGUAUAAGAGGUUUGCUGAGAGGUUGGAGCCUUUUGUCACGGAUACUGUGCAUUUUAUGAAUGAGUCUAUUUCAAACAAGAAGAAGAUUUUGGUUGAAGGUGGUCAAGCUACCAUGUUGGAUAUUGAUUUUGGAACUUACCCUUUUGUGACUUCCUCGAGCCCAUCAGCUGGUGGGAUCUGUAUUGGUCUUGGCAUUGCUCCCCGAGCAGUUGGUGAUCUCAUUGGAGUGGUAAAAGCUUACACUUCAAGGGUUGGUUCUGGUCCUUUUCCUACUGAGAUAUUGGGUCAAGAGGGUGACCUCCUAAGGUUUGCUGGGCAGGAGUUUGGAACAACUACUGGUCGACCUCGUCGCUGUGGUUGGCUUGAUGUAGUUGCAUUGAAGUAUGUUUGUCAGAUUAAUGGCUUUUCUUCUCUAAACCUCACCAAACUUGACGUGUUGUCAGAGUUCUCUGAAAUCCAGAUAGGUGUUUCUUAUAAACAAAUUGAUGGUACACUAAUUGAAUCAUUUCCUGGCGAUCUCUGUCUCCUUGAAGAACUAAAGGUGGAAUAUGAAAUUUUACCUGGAUGGAAGUGUGAUAUUUCUUCGAUUAGAAACUAUGCGGACCUUCCAAAGGCUGCACAGCAAUACGUGGAGAGGAUAGAGGAGCUUGUUGGUGUACCCAUUCAUUACAUUGGUGUUGGGCCGGGACGUGAUGCUCUCAUAUACAAGUAA
Dovyalis caffra is the source of this 1464-nucleotide messenger RNA. Lineage: Eukaryota; Viridiplantae; Streptophyta; Magnoliopsida; Malpighiales; Salicaceae. The record is from the annotation of a GenBank genome assembly.